AUGCCUCACAAACACAAGAGACGCGGAGAGGCUGACAAGUCUCUCUUCAACCUACCACCUUCGGAGAUCGCCAAAGCACUCCCAGUCCGUGACGCCAACAAGCCCAAGAUUGGCAAGAACGGCAAGCCAAUCAAGCAAGACAGCAAGAAGAAUCAAGGCCAAGACCAGAACCCCAGCGUAAACAAAGCACCCAGCAGCCGCCGCAAGACCGUCUCCGAAGAUGACACCCCAGCCGCAUUCCGCCGCAUAAUGCAAUUCCAGCAAACAGGCCGACGAGCCCCUUCAGGACUGGAAACUGGCGAAAAUAAGAAGCGCAAGCGCGCCGGCACAGAGACCACAACUGAGUCAAAGAAAAAGCCUACAAGAGGUGCCAAGGCCGAAGAAGCCAAACCGGCCGCGGAGAAGAACGCAAUGCCCAAGAUCCUGCCGGGUGAAAGGCUAGCCGAGUUCUCCGCUCGAGUUGACCGCGAAAUGCCCUUGUCGCAAAUGACCAAGACAACUAAGUCCGGCGAGGCUAAGACCAAUGAGCAGCACAAGCUGACGAAGCAUGAGAAGCAUCUGCUGCGCCUGCAGUCUGGAUGGCGUGAGGAGGAUAAGAAGAUCCGUGAGAAAGAGCAGGCGGAGCGGGAAGAGCGUGAAGCUGAGAUGGAGGAUGAAUUGCAGCAGUGGAAGGAGUGGGAGAUUGAGGCCGGAGGCAAGGCUGCUAAAAAGCGUGCUGCCGCUGCAGCGGCACGGAAGAGUAAGAAACAGGGCAAGAAUGCUGAUGGGGAGGACGGUGCUCCUGAUAGUGGCGAUGAUGAUCCUGAUCCCUGGGCGAAGCUGAAGAAGCGUGACCAGGAGCGCAAGAAGAAUCCGUUUGAGACUGCGCCUGCGCCGCCUUCGUUGAUUAAACCUCGUGAGAUUUUUAAGGUGCGUGGUGGUGCUAAGGUUGAUGUUGCCAAUGUGCCUACUGCUGUUGGUAGUUUGAGACGGCGAGAGGAGUUGGCAGGUGAGCGGAGGAAUAUUGUCGAGGAGUAUCGUCGGUUGAUGGCUGAGAGACGGCAGUGA
Molecule: messenger RNA, 1047 nt
Organism: Penicillium antarcticum
Lineage: Eukaryota; Fungi; Ascomycota; Eurotiomycetes; Eurotiales; Aspergillaceae
Exons: 2
Coding region: 1-1047 (348 amino acids)
Source: RefSeq, a predicted model, not a curated record